AAACUAUGUCACAUUUUGAAAUAGGAUAACUGAAAAAUAAACAGAGCUAGUGUGUAAACAUCCAAAGCCGGAAGCUACCAGUGAAAAAUAAAUAUGCAGAAAAGAGAGGUAAAGGGCGGCGGCGGAUCCGGCGGCGGCGGGUCGUCGGCGGGAAAGAGAGGCCGGCCGUUCGGAGGAAACAAUUCCUUCUCAUCUUCUUUCGCGCCUGACUCUGUUGCUCCUUCUGCUCUCCUCGGCCCCUCUCUUCAAGUUCAUUCCGCUUUUGCAGAUCAAAAUAACAAAAGAAUAGUGCUGGCUCUGCAGAGUGGUUUGAAGAGCGAGUUGACAUGGGCACUGAACACGCUGACAUUGUUGUCAUUUAAAGAAAAAGAUGAAGUGAGGAAAGAUGCAACACCUCUUGCGAAAAUUCCUGGAUUGCUUGAUGCUCUUCUGCAAGUUAUAGAUGACUGGCGUGAUAUAUCUCUGCCGAAGGAGGUGGUAAAGAGGCCGAGGUUGAGAAUGUUGGGUGCAAAUUCUACCUUCACUGGUUUUGGCAAUGAGUACAAGAUGUCGAACAUAAAUGACACGAGUUCACAUCCUAGCGUGGGAUCUGGAACUUCCAUUGCCGAUGCAAAUGCACAGAAAAGUUCAACUAAGGUCCAUCCUUCCCAGUGGUGGGCUGAUGAAGAUGGACUGUUUAAUCUUGACGACGAAGGACGGGCAGAAAAGCAGCAGUGUGCUGUUGCUGCUUCAAAUAUUCUUCGAAAUUUCUCCUUCAUGCCUGAAAAUGAAGUAAUUAUGGCCCAGCAUCGACAUUGCUUGGAAACUUUGUUUCAGUGUAUAGAUGAUCAUAUUAUAGAGGAUGAUGAACUUGUUACAAAUUCCCUCGAGACAAUGGUGAAUUUGGCGGCGAUGAUAGAUCUCCGCAUCUUUAGCUCAUCAAAACCUUCCUUCAUCAAAAUAACAGAAAAACGUGCAGUUCAGGCGGUUAUGGGGAUUUUGGGAUCUUCAGUCAAAGCCUGGCAUUGUGCAGCUGCCGAAUUGAUUGGGCGUCUGAUUAUAAAUCCUGACAAUGAAACUUUCCUUAUUCCUUUUGCUCCACAGAUACAUAAGCGUUUGAUAGAUCUCUUGAGCAUACCAGCUGGUGAUGCACAAGCAGCUGCUAUUGGUGCUAUUUUUCAUCUCGUAGAAAUAAAUAUGGACUGUCGUCUAAGGCUUGCUAGUGAGCGAUGGGCAAUAGAUAGACUGCUGAAAGUGAUAAAGACACCUCAUCCUGUUCCAGAAGUUUGCAGGAAAGCUGCAUUGAUACUGGAGACCCUAGUCUCAGAGCCACAGAAUCGGGGAUCGCUGCUAGCGUAUGAGAAUACAUUUGCGGAAAUCCUAUUUUCUGAUGGGAGGCAUUCAGAUACAUUUGCAAGGAUAUUGUAUGAAUUAACAUCUCGACCAAGCAACAAGAUUUCAGCAGCUAGAGGCAUAUGGGGCAUGUAAUCUGGGGACCAGCCUCGUCUCCAAUCUUAAAUUUAAGAACUGGGUAGCUGGGUCAUAACUCAAGUUUCUGUAGGAAGUACCAAGUAGUUUAGUAAAAUGAUUGGUUUAGAUCAAAUGCUAUAAAGCUAGUAGUCAAUCAUUCAAUGCAAAAGGCGGAAUUGUUGUAUGUAGCAUAAUAUUUGUGGUGUUGUGAUCAAAUCCGGAGGAGGCUUCAUAUUUGCGAGAAGCAACCAUUGUACUUUAAGCUUGUUUCUUCUCAUGCGUCUUGCAUCCAAAGCAAAUUUCGUGAAAAAGGAUCGAGGCCAACCAAUAAAUCAGACAAUUGUAAUGGUAUUUAUUUUUAGGUUACUGUCA
Daucus carota subsp. sativus is the source of this 1821-nucleotide messenger RNA. Its product is annotated as armadillo repeat-containing protein LFR. Gene Ontology annotation, molecular function: nucleosome binding. The transcript has 8 exons. Gene Ontology annotation, cellular component: brahma complex; SWI/SNF complex; nucleoplasm. The record is from RefSeq and is a predicted model, not a curated record. The coding region runs from base 94 to 1467 and encodes 457 amino acids. NCBI's taxonomy places the organism in Eukaryota, Viridiplantae, Streptophyta, Magnoliopsida, Apiales, Apiaceae. Gene Ontology annotation, biological process: chromatin remodeling; positive regulation of DNA-templated transcription; regulation of transcription by RNA polymerase II.